Messenger RNA from Culicoides brevitarsis, 1133 nucleotides. RefSeq names its product protein obstructor-E. Gene Ontology annotation, cellular component: extracellular region. Lineage: Eukaryota; Metazoa; Arthropoda; Insecta; Diptera; Ceratopogonidae. Gene Ontology annotation, molecular function: chitin binding. The transcript has 4 exons. The record is from RefSeq and is a predicted model, not a curated record. Bases 101 to 808 code for a protein of 235 amino acids.
ACGUGUUGCGAAAUACUAAAAUAAAUAAAAAAAAAAUUAAGUAGAUUUAAUUCUUACCUUAGGAUAGUGAUAUUUAGUUAGUUACAAAAAAACAACAAAAAUGAGAUAUCUAUCAACGAGUUUAGUAUUGGCAGCUGUAAUAAUCACAGGAAAUGCCCAAAACUUCAAAUGUCCCGAUAAGGAUGGUCAAUAUGAGGAUCCCGUCCAAUGCGACAAAUACUACGAAUGCGUAGAUGGCGAAGCUAAGGUCAAAUUGUGCCCCGAUGGUUUGGUAUUCGAUCCCUUGAUCCGUAAAAUUAACAAGUGCGAUCAACCCUUCAAUGUUGACUGUGGAAACAGAGUUGAAUUACAACCCCCAAAGGGAAACGAUAACUGCCCACGUAAAAACGGAUUCUUCGCUCAUCCUGAUCCCACAAUUUGCAACGUCUUCUAUAACUGCAUCGACGGUGAGUUUACCGAAUUGCCAUGCACUGCUGGAUUACACUUUGACGAGUACACGGGCACUUGCGUGUGGCCUGACGCUGCUGGUCGUACUGGAUGUGGCAAGAAAAAGGAAACUAGCGGUUUCCAAUGCCCUAAUGGCGCUGUUGUCGAUGACAAUGGACAAACAGAUCAACAUCCCAAAUUCCCCCAUCCUACUGACUGCCAACGAUUCUACGUUUGCUUGAACGGCGUUGAAGCACGUGACUUGGGUUGCAUGGCUGGCGAAGUUUACAACGAGGAAACCAAGAUGUGUGAUGCCCCUGAAAAUGUUCCUGGAUGUGAGGACUGGUACGACACCGACAAGAAACAAAAGAAACGGAAGUGAACAUUUCACGACGUAUAACAAAAACAAACAAACACACAUUACACACAAAACAAACUAAUUUAAUCCCCCUUUGAACAUUUUUAUAGCAUUUAUACAUAUACAUAUAAAAAUACUCGAAAAACUCGAAUCAACUCAAAAGUCAACACACCUUUCCGCACUUUUCUUCUCGCACUCAUAAAAUUUACAAGAAAACGAAAAAAAAUCAACGAAUAUGAAAUUUCAUAUGCUUCCUAAAGACUGUCACUUAAAUUGUAAUAUUUUAUGAUAAUAAUUAAUUUGUAGUGUUUUUCACGCUAAAAUCACUAAAUUAACUGUCUAUUCUUUC